Molecule: messenger RNA, 1335 nt
Organism: Marmota flaviventris (yellow-bellied marmot)
Lineage: Eukaryota; Metazoa; Chordata; Mammalia; Rodentia; Sciuridae
Gene: F7
Product: coagulation factor VII
Biological process (GO): blood coagulation; proteolysis
Cellular component (GO): extracellular region
Molecular function (GO): serine-type endopeptidase activity; calcium ion binding
Source: RefSeq, a predicted model, not a curated record
AUGGCUUCCCACGGGCUCACCCUCCUCUGCUUUCUGCUCGGACUUCAGGGAUCCCUGGCUGCAGUCUUCGUGACCCAGGAGGAAGCGCACAGUGUCCUCCACAGGCAGCGGCGUGCCAACUCCCUCCUGGAGGAGCUGCGGCCAGGCUCCCUGGAGAGGGAGUGCAAGGAGGAGCAGUGCUCCUUCGAGGAAGCCCGCGAGAUCUUCAAGAGCCUGGAGAGGACGAGGCAGUUCUGGACUUCCUACAACGAUGGGGACCAGUGUGCCUCGAAUCCAUGCCAGAACGGGGGCUCCUGUGAGGACCAGCUCCAGUCCUACGUCUGCUUCUGCCUCCCCGACUUUGAGGGACGCAACUGUGAGACAAACAAGAACGCCCAACUCAUCUGUGUGAACGAGAACGGCGGCUGUGAGCAAUACUGCAGCGACCGCGAGGGGGACAAGCGCUCGUGCCGGUGCCACGAGGGGUACGCUCUGCAACCGGACGGAGUGUCCUGCAUGCCCACAGCUGAAUACCCAUGUGGGAAAAUACCUAUUUUGGAAAAAAAGAAUGCCAGCAACCCCCAAGGCCGAAUUGUGGGGGGCAGGGUGUGCCCCAAAGGGGAGUGUCCAUGGCAGGCCGUGCUGUUGCUGAACAGGGCGCUGCUCUGUGGGGGCACCCUGCUGGACCCUAGCUGGGUGGUGUCCGCAGCCCACUGCUUUGACAAGAUCCGGAGCUGGAGGAACCUGUCCGUGGUGCUGGGCGAGCAUGACCUCAGUGAGGACGACGGGGACGAGCAGGCCCGGUGGGUGGUGCAGGUCAUCAUUCCCGACAAGUACAUCCUGGGCAAAACUGACCAUGACAUCGCACUGCUCCGCCUGCACCAGCCCGUGACCCUCACUGACCACGUGGUGCCCCUCUGUCUGCCGGAGAGGGCCUUCUCCGAGAACACGCUGGCCAGCAUCCGCUUCUCGUGGGUCAGCGGCUGGGGCCAGCUGCUGGACCGUGGUGCCACGGCCCUGGAGCUCAUGGCCAUCGAGGUGCCCAGGCUGAUGACCCAGGACUGCCUGGAGCAAUCCCAGCAGAGGCCGGACUCCCCCGUGGUCACAGAGAACAUGUUCUGUGCCGGCUACCUGGACGGCAGCAAGGACGCCUGCAAGGGGGACAGCGGGGGCCCCCACGCCACACGCUACAGAGGCACGUGGUACCUGACGGGUGUGGUCAGCUGGGGAGAGGGCUGCGCUGCCGCCGGCCACGUCGGGGUGUACACCCGGGUCUCCCAAUACACGGAGUGGCUCCACAGGCUCAUGGACUCCAAGCCCCAGCUGGGCAUCCUGCGGCGAGCCCCAUUCCCCUAG